Symbiodinium sp. CCMP2456 is the source of this 1098-nucleotide messenger RNA. NCBI's taxonomy places the organism in Eukaryota, Dinophyceae, Suessiales, Symbiodiniaceae. The record is from the annotation of a GenBank genome assembly.
AUGGAGGCGACAGAGUACGGCUACGAGGUGGAGACCAUCCUACCCAAUCCGGGCCAGGACCCGUCUCUGAAGUCGGGGGACACGAUCGUGGCUAUCGAAGGAGAACGAUUGCUUGGUCUUGCAGAGGAAGACAUCGACCACGUGUUCGGAGUUCACUUUCGUCACGGUGCGGCACUACUGCUGCUCAGUUCGGAGGAACUGCGGAAUGCUGCUCAGAGCAAGGGGCAGAUGGAGGAUGAAGGCGUUGCCGAGUCAGACAAGAGGAAGAGCGACAUGGAACACGAGGCCACGGUGCGGAUUCCUGUCGGCCGAGCCACGGCCUGGCAACUGGACGAAGCCACGGCAGCCAACGUAUCCAACGACUUGGCUAUCGUGAGUGAGAAGUUUGGGCUCGCUGCCCGGGCUCACUUCGGUGACCAUGGCAUGGAAAGCGUUAUAUUGACGGGUUUCCCCAGUGCCAUCGCCCAAGCGCGACCGGAGGUCGUUGGCAUCCUUUCUUUCUACCGCGACGGCCAGCUCCACAAAGCCAGCGAGGCGCCAGUGGAGGCAGCAGCCGGGCCGGCACCGAUCACGCCGAUGGACACCGCAUCCCUGGAGUUGCCCGAUCAUGUGCGGGACGUUCGUCAGUUUCAGUACCACGACCACACGGCCGACAUUAUCGUCCAUGCCUGGGGCACCUCUUUGCAGGAGGCGUUUGCCCAGGUUUGUGUGGGCAUGUUCAACUACAUGACUCCCCUGGAGAAAGUUGGCAUUGCCAAGACCGUUGAGGUGGAAGCCACAGGGCACGACCUCCUGGACCUACUCUAUCAUCUUCUGGAUGAGUUCCUCUACGUCUUUGCCACGGAGAUGCACGUCAGCAGGUGCAUCGAAAUCUUGUCUUUCGAUGAGCACAAGUUCAGCAUCCGAGCGAGGGGCUAUGGAGAGAAGAUGGACUUGCGGAAGCAUGAGCAAGGUACCGAAAUCAAGGCCAUUACUAUGCACAUGAUGAAGAUUCUGGCGCCCGACUUUAUGCUCACAGAGGAAGGUCGUGGCUCGCGCGACGCGGAUGGCCAGAUGUCGGACUUUCCAUUCGAGGCGUAUGUGCUGCUGGAUAUCUGA